UGCAUUUUGCAUUUGCAUUCAACUUCAGUAUUCGUCAGUCACAGGCCGAAUAAACAUGGCGGCGAUCGAGGUUGAGCUUCCUAAAGCGGAGUCCGCAAUGCGAACUCUGAAGUUGUCGGGGCACGUCGGGUUCGACAGCCUUCCGGAUCAGCUGGUGAACAAAAGCGUGCAGAAUGGAUUCGUAUUCAACAUCCUUUGCAUUGGUGAGACUGGUCUCGGUAAAUCAACACUCAUGGACUCUUUGUUCAACACCAACUUUGAGUCAUCCCCAAGCCCACAUAACCUGCCCACAGUCAAGUUGAAGGCACACACAUAUGAGUUGCAAGAAAGCAGCGUUAGAUUAAAGCUGACAAUCUGUGACACUGUGGGCUACGGGGACCAAGUGAACAAGGAGGACAGCUUCAAGGCGGUGGUGGACUACAUAGAUGCACAGUUUGAGGCGUACCUGCAGGAGGAGUUGAAGAUCAAGCGCUCCCUCCCAACUUACCAUGACAGCCGUCUACAUGUCUGUCUGUACUUCAUCUGUCCAACAGGGCAUGGUCUAAAGUCAAUAGACUUGGUGUGCAUGAAGAAAUUAGACACGAAGGUGAACAUCAUACCGAUCAUAGCGAAGGCUGACACCAUCUCCAAGACGGAGCUGCAGAAGUUCAAGAGUAAGAUAAUGCAGGAGCUGCAGGCGAACGGCGUGGAGAUCUACCAGUUCCCGGUGGACGACGAGUCGGUGUCGGAGGUGAACGGCGCCAUGAACUCGCACAUCCCCUUCGCCGUCGUCGGCAGCACCGACUUCGUGAAGCUCGGCAACAAGACGGUGCGCGCGCGCCAGUACCCCUGGGGCACCGUGCAAGUGGAGAACGAGUCGCACUGCGACUUCGUGAAGCUGCGCGAGAUGCUGAUCCGCACCAACAUGGAGGACAUGCGCGAGAAGACGCACGCGCGCCACUACGAGCUGUACCGCCGCCGCCGCCUGCAGCAGAUGGGCUUCAGCGACGUGGACGCCGACAACAAGCCCGUCUCCUUCCAGCAGACCUUCGAGCAGAAGCGCAGCGCGCACCUCGCCGACCUGCAGCACAAGGAGGACGACAUGCGCCAGAUGUUCGUGCAGCGCGUCAAGGAGAAGGAGGCCGAGCUCAAGGAGGCCGAGAAGGAGCUGCACGCGAAAUUCGACAAGCUGAAGAAGGACCACACGGAGGAGAAGAAGCGUCUGGAGGAGAUGCGCAAGAAGAUAGAGGAGGAGACGAUCGAGUUCAACCGCCGCAAGCAGCAGAGCGCGCAGGCGCACCACACCCUCACCCUCGGCAAGAGCAAGAAGAAGUAGUCUCUCUCUCUCUCUCUCUUACACACAUAGAACGACACCAACAACACAUACGAUUACACAGUGUAGCCAAUGCUAUGGCAAUUGUCGUGUUUUACGGCUUUCGAGACAUCAUAUUAUAAAAUCUAAGGCCUACUACGGCUGCAACCGCAGCCGAAACAGAUACAACGGCUUUUUGCGAUCUACGAUUCAUUGUUAUUCUAUAAUAAAUUAUGAUCAUUUGAUAUUUAAUAAAACAUAAUACGGUAAGUAUUUUAAUUGGCAACACUGCGACAGAUAAUAUACAAUUGGGCGCGUCGCGUGUCCAGCUCUGACAUGAGAAAUAAAACAUUAAAUGCAUUAUUAAAUUGAUAUAAACGAAAUUAUUUCGCUGACGAUGCAGUUAUCUAAACAGAAUUAACGAUUUUCUAUAGUUUAAUUUAACACUUGAUCCAAUAAACAUCGACAUAAAGUUUUUUAGCUAUAAAACUAUUAAAUAUUAUAAAAGUGUAAAGUUUUUAAAUUAAUUUUGUUCUGAAAUAAUUCAAAAUCAACACAUUGCAAUAUAUUUAAAUCAAGUGCACUUUUGUAAUCGUUAUAUCUGAAUAAUAAUCUCAUAUUGCAUUAUUAUUAAUUUAUAUAAUAGAAUUAAGAUUUAUUUUAAACAAUAUCCACGACAUUAGAAUAAAGAAUUCCACUCGAUUUAGUUGACUAUUGAAGUGUUUUGAAAUCAUUAAAUUUAUAUCGAAUUUAUUUUAAGUUUUCAUUAAAAUGACAUUUAUUUAAAGACAUAAGGCCUUCACAAAUAAACGCGGUAUAAAAAUGUGUACUAAACACAUUUUUAUAUAUCGUUUAUUUGCUUAUUCUGGGUUUAUUCCCAAGUUUAACUUUAUGCCGCGUUUAUUUGUGAGGUUGUUAAGAUUACUUUUCAAAUGAUGUUCCCACGAUUUAUUAAAACUUGAAUUGGAGAAAAAUGUAUAUUUCCUAACUGGACCAAUUUUUAAUAUCUCAACAUAUUCCCAAAUAAUUGUUUAUUUUCUUGUGAUAAAAUAAACAUUGAAUAUUAAAAUUGUUUUGUAUUUUGUGGGAAUGUCAACUUGCCUAAGCUUUUAAAAUGCUUUUAUAUCUAGUGUUUUUAGAGUGUUAUAUUUGAUAUUAAUUACAUUUUUGCAUUUAUAUGAACAAAUGCACAUUCUGAACACUUCUCUAUUUCACCGACAAGCAAAAUUCUUUUAAAAAGUGUUUAAAAAUUGUAAAAUAAAUAAAAAUGCCAAAUGAUUAGAUUUUAAUACAUUAAGUGAAGAGUUAAUUUUAAGUUAUGUAUUUGAAGCUGAUGUGCUUUUACAAUAUCAAUUGACAUCGGAACAGUAUUUAUUCAUUCCUUUUUCUUUGUAUUGUUUAUAUUUAGUAUUAGAUAAGUGUAUUUUAAUAAAAAUCUAUUACGUCUA
Papilio polytes (common Mormon) is the source of this 2739-nucleotide messenger RNA. It is a transcript of the gene Septin2, whose product is annotated as septin-2. Lineage: Eukaryota; Metazoa; Arthropoda; Insecta; Lepidoptera; Papilionidae. The record is from RefSeq and is a predicted model, not a curated record. Gene Ontology annotation, biological process: cytoskeleton-dependent cytokinesis. Gene Ontology annotation, molecular function: GTP binding; GTPase activity; molecular adaptor activity. Gene Ontology annotation, cellular component: cell division site; septin complex; microtubule cytoskeleton. The transcript has 8 exons. Bases 56 to 1315 code for a protein of 419 amino acids.